Molecule: messenger RNA, 5670 nt
Organism: Caenorhabditis sp. 36 PRJEB53466
Lineage: Eukaryota; Metazoa; Nematoda; Chromadorea; Rhabditida; Rhabditidae
Source: the annotation of a GenBank genome assembly
AUGACAAGUAAGCAAACACACCAGCAAAGUGCACCAUUUUCUAAGUUUUUCAGGUGUCCUUCCACAUAGAAAGAUAUUGGUGCAAGUUCCAAUUGCAAAAGGCUCUUCUACUCCCCAAAGUGCGUUGGUUUAACAUUGUUACGAUCUACUUUCCACUUUUCAGCAAAACCUCAUCCACCAAUUUUUCUCCAAGGAAAUGCAAUUCUCACAUCUUCAUCCCGUCCAAGAGUUCUCGUCAAAAGAGAGGAGAAAAAACCAAUGUUACUUUCGACUCCAAUUGGAACAGUUAUCGAAGCAAAACCGUCCAUCACAAGCAUUCUGCAGAAAACACAACUGCUCUCAAGACCCAAAACGGUUCAGUAUGCGGACCCAAUUUCGAGAGUGCGACCAGGAGACGACAGCGAUGAUUCCGAAAGCAAUGAGUGUUACGUGGUUGAUCGGAAGACUGGAAUGCACAUUCUGAUUGACGACUACCUUCGGCUCCGAGAGAUCAGGAAAGCGAACAAAUUGAACAUGCAGAAGAUGGAAUCAAAAGUUCCAGUGCAAGCAAGCAUUGUGCAGGAUUCAAGAGGAAAAGUUAUGCUAAAACGGAAACUGCUCCCUGAACCGUCGAAAGAGGUCAAAACGUCAAUAACCAUUAAGAAAGCACUCAAGCCGUUAUUUCCUUUCACUCUGAAGAAGAAACCAGAGGGUACCGAAAUGCGGAGACCUGCUCUUGCAACAACGAAUGCGGGAAAAGCACAAAUUAAGACGGAAUCCAAAGCAAUGCUGGUCACUGUGGCAACUACGGAUAACUUUGCCACUCCGGUUAGUGUGGUCAAUUGUUUUUCGUUCCAAUCAAUGGUCUGUUUUCAGGUUCUUCCAUUCCGCCGCUUUGUUAAAAGAAGAAAAAUCGGUGAGUGACUGAUUCAGUUAUUUGCCUAAUAAUAUGAUACAGAGAAAACAUAAGUUCAUUUAUGUGGGUUUAAGCGGAUUAUGAAGUUUACAUUGUUAGUGGUCUGUUCCAAAAGUGAAAAUGCGCGAUUUUUGAAACUUGUAUUAAGCAGACAAAACUGAGAAAUUGAACAUUUCGACCCAUUUUGAAGCUUUGUAUGAACUCCAAAACAAACGUGGGAUUAUCUUGUGCCUAGACAAACACUGGAAUGUCGUACUUGAUAGAAGGUGGCGAAAAGCAACAAGUUGUGUAGAAUAGUCAACACAUCGAGGCGAGACAAGGUGGCCCUCUUGUACAUAUAUUUAUUGAAGUGACGAGAAGGGCGCAGGAUUUGCUAUUAUACUUUUUCGACACAAAACGUCUGUCAUGUCCUUUUCAUGCAUCGAUGCAUCAUCCUUCGGAAGUUAGUAACGUGUGAGGACGACGGUCAGACUGUUCUAUGUUGAACAUGAAAAUUUUUGUUUUGCUUUCCUUCUAAAAAAGUGUUCCUCAUGUGUGACUCAACAUUUUGAUCGAAUUCUCAUUUGUAUCGAUUGUGACUGUACACCCUUCUUUUGUACAACAGCCCUCCCUCGGAACUGUUUGCUUUCAUCCUCUUUCUUAUUAUCUUGUCGGUAGGCGAAUACAAGAACACUUUUCUUUUAUGCUAUGGACUCAUUACGCAGAUUCGUCCAUCACUCCCUCUUUUCUGCCCUGUCCGUUUACUUUUUAAUAGUAUAGCGCCUGCUCUCCCAAACUUCAACGCUGCUCCAUCCCGUUGUGUACUUUUUCGCGACAAUCUUUACCGGUUUUUUUAUUGCCAUGUUCCCGACAGAAGGGGCAGAGAAAUUCGAAAAAUUACAUGGUGUUUGCCAAUACGCACUGCUUUUUCUGGCUUUUGACGACUGUUUCGUUGUUUCCGCAAGUGUUCUUCCGUUCCAAAGCGAGAAAAUAAGUGUUGUUUCUUUGAGGUUUUGCUGAAGACUGUUUUGUUUCACAACAAUUAGUAGUGAAUUGAUUUGCGCAUUUUUGCUAACUUUGCGCAGAAUAACAGUGGGUUUGGGCUGCUGAAAAGGACCUACCGGCAUUAGGAAAGAUUUUUAGACCCAUGUCCAUUUACCAACUUGAAAAUCAGUUUUCAUCCAAAGUUUUUGCAAAUUGUCAAACUUUUCCUCCACCUCUGUUCUGAUAUCCGUGCUCAAGCAAUUUACUCGUCAUCCUUUCGCCACAAACAAUUGGCCUCCCCGAUUUCCCUCUUUCCUUUCCUACCUACUCCUCCGCAAAUCAAAUGAUGAUGAUGAUAGAAGGGGCAGGAAAGAGCCCCCCGAACAUAAGGUCCGAACAGUUGUGAGUGGCGGUGGUAGUGAUGAGGGUCCCGUCGGCUAAAUGAGCAAAUACCUUCCCGACAUAUGCCAACGCGAUUCGCAUUACGUUUGUCGCUUCUCUUUCUAACACGAAGAAAAUUGAUGAAACGUGGGUGGGGGAUGGAAACCGAAGACGAAGACGGACGAGGCGGCAAUGAUGAGAUCAUACACCGUGUCUGCAUAUUGAACAACGGAUGUAGGACGACAGCGGUGCACUGAUUUUAUCGUUUUCUCGGAAAUUUUUUCGAAUAAUAUUACUAAAAAACGACUGAGAUUGAAUCUGAAUCGAGGCCUCCAAAACCCCGCAUCGUGAUAUCAUCUGUGUGGACGAACUAGUACUUGAGAAGUACAAUAGGUUAAUUUGUCAAACACUUUCUCAAGUAGCGCGGCACUAUAUCCCGCUUUUGCCCACUUUGCAACCUAUCCGCCUCGUAUUUGAUAGGGAUAGUAAGUUUGGGGGGUUGGGUGGGGGAUCGUGGAUCGGUAUAGUAUACUGAAAUUUUAUUUGUCAAGAGUGAGAGAGUGAGCGGUUUCUUGACUGCUUUUCGUUCGUUUCCUCCUACCACUAGGGAGACUCACUGUUUGUCAACUUGAGCUAUUAAAAAAGAUACUGCUGAGAUAAGUGCCGAUGCGAUUUGAUUUCGAUGCUCAAUCAUAUCCCGCCCCGCGAAAACUCAUUUCUGCUCGAAGACUUGCACGUAUGUCGAAAAAUUGCGAUUCCUCGUUUUUUUUCUGAUUUCCAAUCUGUGAUUUUGAAUGUGUUCGUGCCAGAUGUUCGUAGCAGAUCACAUCAUGAGUUUGGCGGUUUUCAUGGGUUCGAACGAACAUGUGUUUCCGAUCUGAUACCCUAAGAUACGGAAAACAAGGGAAGUACAUUAUCUGAAACUCGUCCCUCUUCCCACAUAGUCUUUGUUUUUUCUGUUCGGUUCUUCUCGGCGGACCUGUUGCUCGGCGAGCUCAUUCAUCCAUCGCAGUGGUCGGUUCGGCUAGCUGCCCUUCCUUCCUCAUCCGCCCACGCAGUAAACUUGCAGAUCGAUAGGUGAUCAGGCAACAGACGCUCACACUCAGAAAGACGAAAUUCUGUUGAUAAUCAGUGAUAGCUUCUAUCUUUUUACUUUUUUCCGUUUUCUCUGGUCCAUCAAUCGGAGCCAUCGUAUCUCGGGGCGCGUCCCGCGGGGGCGCGCUCCUGCCGAUCCCCCCACGGCUAGUACACAGUGAGGAGUAGAGCAGGAAGAGAGAGAAAGAGAGAGAGAGAGGGAAAGCGCGCCGAUUUUUGUGUAACGCCCCGAAGCGCCUCUUGUCACACUGUGCAGCAGCGCAGCGGUGGCGGAUUCCCGCUAGUGCCGCGGCGGGGUGCUCCCGAGCUGCUCCUACUCGUGCGGCGGCUGCCAUCGGCUCAGCUCGAUCCUCACUCCUCAUAUCCAUCUCAUCCGGGAAGUCCGGGACACUCUUUCUCUCUUCGCCGUUGCGGGGAUAACUCGCUAUCACUCACGUUUGCAUUAGGCCCACCUUGACCCUUGGUUCAGAGCAUUUUGACUCUUAGUCCAUCGCCCCACUUAUGGUAUGAGUGUUCACUUGUCCACCCUUGAGCAUUCCUUUUUUGCUUUCCGUUCCGUUUUUUUUCUCUUGUUGCUUCUUUGUUUAUCGCAUUGUUGCAAUCGAGAACGAGGCGAACAAAACGAAUAAAAACAAUAAUAAUGCAACAACACCCAUCCUUUUUGUGUUCUGUUCAGUUCCGUGCAGAGUUUCUUGACAGUCAAAUUUUCAGAGAUAAUGCCAGACGGAAAGGCCCCGCACUUCCCGCAACAGCCGGUGGCUCGCCAAAACGACGACGGCUCCCUUGAGCUUGAAUGCUUCGUCGACGCCAACCCGACCCCACAAGUCAAGUGGUACUAUGACAACGUAAGUUACAAAAUGUCCCUGAGUUUGACGAAGAAUUACGGUAGAUUGAGCGAUUUUUUAAUACAAGUUGAACGGUUUCACGAUUUUCAUUUCAAUUUCCACUUUACACCUUUUAAAAGCACAGCGUUUCACCUACUCGCGUAGUAAACAUUUAUAAAACAUAUUGAGUAUUGUUUUAAACUUUUCGAUAAAGAAAUGUAGGAAGAUGACUCAUUAAUACAAAAGCACCGCCAUGACUAAAACAACCUUUUUCAAUUUUCAGAAGGAGGUCGAGAACUCCGGACGCUUCAGCGCCAACCUCGCCAACAAGGGAAGCGACAGCUACUCCGCCAUCCUUACCAUCAAGGUAAUCAACAACCCAACUUCGGACCUCCCCAGUUGGUCCCAUUUGUCAACUAGUGUUUUAUGCGUUGUGUGGAAGUGAACUGAACUGCGGGGGACAUCCCUUGUCUCUCUCAUUCGUUGAAGCCAUCUGCCUAUGCUCUGAGACGUGUGUAAAGUCGACGUCCAUUCCGUUACACACUCUAGUCGUGACGAAUCAUCUCCAGCAAACGAGCAAGAUCACUAAACCCAAUGAUUAUGGGAAACAUUGAAGUGUUAAUGUGGACACAAAAACACAUUUGUUUGGUUUUCAGGAGCUCGCUGACGCCGAUGCCGGAGCAUACAGAUGCGCCAUCGUCAACCCGCACGGAAAGGGAAAUGCCAACUUCAACUUGAAGCUGACUGGUUCGUGGGAACUAACACUCUAUCAGUAAAGUUACUAUUUUUUAGGAUUCUCUUCCCCAACUUUCGUUGAGAAGCCACAAAUCUCGUCGAGAGAUGACGGACAGGUCAUGGUGAUGGAGUUCCGCGCCAAGUCCAUCCUUGAGCCAACCUUUGUGUGGCAGAAGCUUGUUGGAGGAGGAGCUGAGGAGAUCAUCGCCAACUCUGACCGCAUAAAGGCGGUGAAGAAGCUCGAAGCCGGAAACGUGUACUACUCGGCUCUUGAGAUUAAGGAGCCGACCAAGGACAAGGACGCCGGACAGUUCAUCUGCACAGUCAAGAACGAGUCCGGAAAGCUGACCGCCACGUUCACUGUCAAGUUCGAGGUGCCAGAGGGAGCCCCGUCUUUCACCAGAAAGCCACAAAUCCUCCAACAAACGUCGGCCGGAGGCGAGCCAGCUAUUUGCUUCGACAUUGGAUACUCGGCGAGAUUGAACCCACAAGUCACCUGGAUCUCGCCAAAGUCCAAGAAGAUGAAGGAGUCCUCCCGCAUCAAGUUCAAGACCAACGACGAGGGAAAUGGAAACUUCACCGCCCAGUUGGAACUCACCGUAAGUGAUUUAUUUGUAAGAAUCUGGCAGAGAUGGUGGAUGAUUUCAGAACUACAAAGCCAAGGAUUCGGGUACCUACACUUGCAACAUCAAGAAUGACGCCGGAGAAGCCAACGUCGAGCUGACGCUGAACAUCGAGGGACCGCUCGAUGACUACGCCGAUGACAGCGAGAACUAA